AUGAUUUUGAAUUUAAAAUAUUCAAAGUCCAUUGUUGAACUCUCUAGGCAGAGCACUGUCCUUCAACUUUAUUUUCCACUUGGGUCGAUUGUCUCAUUACAGGCUUUCCUCGGAGGUGAUUUAAGUUCAGAAUUUGAGUUUGAUAGUGAAGAAGACAAGAAGAAAACAAAUAGACAUGAUCUAGCAUCGAAACAACACAAACGAUGUACAGGACUUCCAUCAAAACGUGAAGUAGCACAUGAAUACGACAGAGAAGAAGGAAGAAAUCAAAGAUUCCACAUACUAGGACUAGAUGCUUACUCUCGUCAUAAAAAGUUUGUUAACGAUUAUAUGCUUUAUUAUGGUGGUUCAAAAGCAGAUUUCAAGAGAUCUACUGUGAAUGAUAAGACAGACUUGGAUGUAAUCAGAGACAACCAUAGAUUCCUGUGGUCAGACGAAGCUGCUGACAGUUGGGCACAACAGCUAUCCAAAAAAUACUGGGAUAAAUUAUUCAAAGAAUACACAAUAUCAGAUCUUAGUAGAUACAAAGAAAAUAAAGUAGCUCUGAGAUGGAGAGUUGAGAAAGAAGUGGUGGACGGUAAAGGUCAGUUCAGUUGUGGUAAUAAAAAAUGCACAGAGGAAGAGGGACUGAGGACAUGGGAAGUUAACUUUGGAUAUAUUGAACAUGGAGAAAAGAAAAAUGCCCUUGUAAAACUCAGACUUUGUCCAGAUUGUUCAUACAAGCUGAACUAUCAUCACAGAAGAAAAGAUGUAACAAAACAGGUGAAGAAAAUAAAAGAAAAGACUUCUCAUAAAAGAAAACACAAACAUAAAAGCCAUAAAAAGAAGAAAAGGAGAAAAAAGGAAUCAAGUGAUUCUGAGAGUGGCAGUGAUUCUGAAGCCAGUAGUCAUCCAAGCACAUCCAAGGAUACUACUGAUGUUUCUGAAAAAGAAGCCUGGGGAGGUCCAGUCAAAUUUACAGAAGAGAAAUCAAGAGAGGAAGAGUUUGCAGAUUACUUUGAAGACAUGUUUCUGUAACUGUCUCCAGAGGGCGCCAUAUAUUAUAAAGAUCAAUACUUCCUGAGGGCACACACGAUAUUGUGAACAACGAAGGCACCCAAAGGCUUCAGGUUGAUCAUUAUUAAUUAUUUGUGAUCCAUUAGACAUUCAAAUUGUAAUGUAAAUGUCAUUGUGCAGAAAAGAUGGUGAAAUAAACCCCAAACUUUAGUAAUUUACUAUU
This is a messenger RNA of Saccoglossus kowalevskii, 1219 nucleotides long. RefSeq names its product protein FRA10AC1-like. The record is from RefSeq and is a predicted model, not a curated record. Gene Ontology annotation, molecular function: phosphatase activity. NCBI's taxonomy places the organism in Eukaryota, Metazoa, Hemichordata, Enteropneusta, Harrimaniidae. Gene Ontology annotation, biological process: dephosphorylation.